CCGUGGAGAAUUCGUAGGGCAGCAGGUGGGGACCUUGGAGAGCUCCAGGGGUCUUGCAGCAGGGGCCCGCGACAGGCCCGAGACAGAAACCGCUUCAAUCUUGCGACUUCAGACGCCGACCUUGGUUGUUGGCUCUUGGUCGCCUCUGCAGCGUCGCCUCUGAAGCUCACGCCUCGCUCGCUCUGUACCCUCUUGGGGCAUCCCGAUUCGUGUGUCCACACCUCAGCGGGACCCGUGUGCGGCUCGCAACCCUUUUUCACGACGGACACGCACGGCCACAACGGUGGGGUCUGUUGACGAGAGACGAAGACGAAGCAGCUCGGUGCCCGCAACUCAAUUUCCCCGCACGCUUCCAUACCGCCCGCCGCCGCACUCGACUGACGCUGGCAGACGAUGCCAUGUAUCCUGGCGCGCCAGGUUUCGGCCGGUGACGCCGGCGGCCGACGUGGGUUGCGGGGCCUGCCAUCUGGUACCCCCGAGGUUUGAGGCAUCACCACCCGGGACCGCAACCCCCCGCCACAAGGAGGCAGCCUUUGCGUGCCCUCGCAUACACGUAGGGGCCGCCUUUUCACGCCCCGGUUUGAUCGACUCGCCAGAUGUCAUGGACUUUUUUUGCAAUCGAUUUUGCCGGACGGCGCCAGAGGAGGCGAGCAACCACCUUGUCGCCCCAGGCAGGACGCGCCUUUGCCGGGUUUCCGAUGUGUCCCAUCGGCCCUGUUCAGUUAUAACCGUGGUCUUGGCAUCUCGCCGAGUAUUUUGGACCGUCGCCUCCUCGAGCCUUUGUGUCCCGUCCUCGCCUCGUUUCCUUUCCCCUUCUUCAAACGUGCUCGCUCCUUGGACGUCCACCAGCUGUCGUCCGUUCGCUUCUUCGCCGCGCUGGUUGUGUGCCUUGUACAGUACAUUCGUUCCUUGCUCACGUACCGACUCUCCUUUUCGAGGCCGCUUCCACCUGGCCGGCUUCAGGUCUGCUUGCACAUAGAGACAUUUUACUUCAACUGGUCUGGAACCAAAGUAACACAAAGCUCUUUGACACCACCCGAACAUCGUCGCACAUACGAGCCCGCAAAAAAAGCAGCCAAUAUGCAUAUCAAGACCAUUCUCGUCGCCCUCGUGGGCAUAACCGCCGUUGCCGAAGCCACCGACGGCCCUCACCGCUCUCUCUUCGCCAACACCCUGAGCCGUCGCCAGAACAACCGAGGCGGUCGAAACGGCGGCCAGCAAGGAGGUGGCAGGAACGGCGGCCAGGGAGGCGGCGGCGGCAAUCGGAACGGCGGUGGUGGUGGCGGAGGCGGCGGCCGCACCCUGAGCGCCAACCUGGUCCAAGACGCCUCGGCGGACGACGGCAACAAUCCCGGCGCUGAUGCCCAGGCUGCUUCUGCAACCGACAACAACAACUUCAUCAACUUCUGCCAGGGCAAGGGCAAGACCACCAACGGCCUGCAGAUCAAGGCCGGCUCUUGCAACGGCAUUCCCAUGGGAAGGAUCCCCGGGAUCAACAGGAUGGUUUCGUCCGUCUUUGUCAACCCCAAGAACGGAGACAACCUCCCGGCCAAUAAGGACUUUAAGAUCCAGGUCCAGAUUUCCAACCUGCAGAGCGGCUCCUUUACCAACGCGACUUCGACGUACUACGCUGCGCCGCAGGACCUCAAUGGCAAUGGCCAGAUCAUCGGUCACACGCACGUCACCGUUCAGGACACUGGCAGGACCCUCAACCCGCAGAAGCCCCUGGACCCCACUCAGUUCGCCUUCUUCAAAGGCAUCAACGACGACGGCAACGGCAACGGACUCUUGGCCGCCGACGUCGCGGGUGGCCUGCCCGCCGGCAACUACCGCCUCUGCAGCAUGUCGUCGGCCUCCAACCACCAGCCCGUCCUGAUGCCCGUCGCCCAGCGCGGAGCUCAGGAUGACUGCGUCCGCUUCACCGUGGGCGGCGGCGGCAGAGGCGGCGGCAACAAUGGUGGCAACAAUGGUGGCAAUAACGGUGGCAACAACAACCAGGGCGGACAGCGAGGCGGUAACAACAACCAGCAGCAGGGUGGCGGCGGUCAACGCGGCCAGAACGGUCAACAGGGUCAACAAGGGCGCCAGGGCCAAGGCGGUCAGGGCCAGCAAGGUCAACAGGGCCAGCAAGGGCGUCAGGGCCAGGGAGGCCAGGGCCAGCAAGGUCAACAGGGCCAGCAAGGGCGUCAAGGUCAGGGCGGCCAGGGUCAACAAGGUCAACAAGGUCAACAGGGCCAGCAAGGACGUCAGGGCCAGGGCGGUCAACAAGGCCAACAAGGCCAGCAGGGCCAGCAGGGCCAGCAGGGCCGGCAAGGCCAGGCGGGAGGCAACGGCGGGGGCCGACGGCAGGGGCAGUAGUGGCCGCACCGGAGACCGAGGGGGCGCCGCGGGCCGGGGCGAGGAGGCGAACAGCCGUGCGGGUUCUCGGGCCCCGAGAGACCUGGACGACGCGCUCGUCAUUGACGGCAAGCCAGCACUUCCGAACAAGCGUGCCGAGGUCGUACAGCGAGCCUGCGACCUCUAGCGCAGCGGCUGUGUUGACGCCGUCAGCUCUCGAGCCUUGGGCGGCAUCAGCGGCGCCGACUGCGAGGACCAAUUUUCAACUUGUGUAUCGGAGCUCUCUGACCAACCGCCCAAGAGGCCGGCCGGGCGGCUGCCGAAUGAAUUAUGCUGACUUUUGCUUUAAUACGUGUGGAUAGUUAUAUUGGCAUAAAUGCUGACUGCCUGGUUGACGGAUGUGGAGUCAGAGACAUGUGCCGCUGACCACUGCGCGACGUGUGAUGUCGCAGUGCAGGCCUCUACGGAUGGAGUGUGCGAGCGCGGGCUUGGAUCCGAAGCAUGUGCAUGCGUAAGUGACGGCGGACUGGCUACAGUGCUAAGGAGGGGCUCAGCGCCCCAUGUAGAGCGUUGUAUCAAGUGUGGCUUAUAGAUCGUGGAACGAGGUGUUGCGGUAUCUAGACUGUCGAGGCUACUAGCUUGCCGUCGCAAUCGUGUGCAGUGACACCUCAACCGGCCCAGUCAAGAUCUGACUUAUUGACAGGCCGUAACAUGCAGGAACCGCGG
This is a messenger RNA of Purpureocillium takamizusanense, 3063 nucleotides long. RefSeq names its product Pathogenicity cluster 5 protein d (gene CLU5D). Bases 1081 to 2358 code for a protein of 425 amino acids. The record is from RefSeq and is a predicted model, not a curated record. Lineage: Eukaryota; Fungi; Ascomycota; Sordariomycetes; Hypocreales; Ophiocordycipitaceae. The transcript is spliced from 5 exons.